CCAGGUUGUAAAGAAAUGGAAGUGGCUGCAAUUGCAGAGGAAUCCAUCCAGUUACAGCCAGUGAAAUUGCCGGAGCCUUGGGCAGAGAUCACCUGGAAGGUCACACUAGACUCAGCAGAGACGUAUCGGAUUGUAACAUUUAAUAAAGGGGAACCCCCUGACCUUGGGUCAUCCCCACAUUUUAUCAACAGAGUCACUUUCCACCCUGAGAAUCUCUCACUGCAGAUUGAUCCCGUUAAGAAGUCAGACAGUGGCCUCUAUACCUUGAUCAUUGACAUUGGAGGAGGCCGUGUCGACAUCACAAAGUUCCGUGUCUCUGUGUUUGACCGAGUGCGGCAGCCAAACCUCACGGUGCUCUCUGCCCACCCGGAGCUCGGCCAGUGCAACGUUACCCUGUCCUGCUCGGUGCCUGGCGCUGACAGAGUCACCUACAGCUGGUCCCGAGGCACGUCCCGGAUACCGUCUGACAGGGACCAUCAGUUCCCUGGGAGCCAAUCCCUGCUGCACGUAGUGAUUAACGCAGACAGCAGUGACGUCUUCUACCGAUGUAACGCUAGUAACCGAGCCAGCUGGGCCGCAGACACUGUAGAUGUCAAAUCAUUGUGUGACUCCCCAGACACAGGUUCUGCGAGCAGCCCAGCGAGCUAUUGCCAGGUGAAGGGGAUUCUCCUGCUGGUGGUGCUGGGCGCCCUGGUCACAGCCAUCGUCACGGUGCACGUCCUCAGCCGGGACAAAGAGAGGCUGGAUUGAGCCGAAGGGCCAGUGCAAGGAGCUUUCCUUGCUGCUUGGGGCGACGUCUGCCUCUGCAACGGGGUCUUUUCACUCCCCUACUGCAAACGGGAGCCGCAGCAGCACAGCUGUCGAUGGGCCUGGGUUUGGAGCCAUCCCUGCUCCUUUGCCCGGCCGUGCUGGGGCUCAGCAUCCGGAGCCCCCUACACCUGACUGCGAAUGGGUCGCCACCACCUCCUGGCUGGGCACGGUGCUGCUGCUGCUCUGCCUCAGUUUCUCCAGUAUAUGUCUCCCCACCUGCUCUGACUGGCUCAGCUCUCUGGCUGGGUCAGUGCGGAAGCUCAGCCCCCUUCCAGGGUAUCAGAGUCCAACCACACACAAGACAUAGGAGCCUUUGUCCCAGCUGGGCUGAGUUCUCUGCCCCUUUCCCGUUACCCGUCUGCCCACCCCCUGGACUCAGCUCGCAGUCGCUCUCCUGCCCCUGCAGGGCCCUGCGUUAGGAAUCACCCCAGGCACUUCCAAGCUGUCCCCUGGCAGGGCCUUCUGUCCCCCCAGGGAGGCCCAGUCAGGCCUCCCAGUUCCAAUCCCUCGCCCAGCUCCCCUCUCCCCUGAGGGCUGUUGGGUCCCUGCUCCUUCCCAGCCAGGGUCUCCCCUUUCCUAGCGUCUCCCUUCCAGCCUGGCCCUGCUACAGGUGCGGCAGGCAGAGCUGACUGGGCUCCCAGCAGCCUAGUGACCCCAUGAGCUCCCCGUGGUGUUUGGAAACCCCCCACCCCGCAGCAACGUCCGCCCGGGUGCUGGAGCGACUCCGCAGGGGUCCCCGGAACACGCACUGGGAGUUAAUACACACGCGACCCGUCCGGGGGAGCUCACUGCUAGUGAGACCACGUGGUGGUUACAGGUCCCAGAUACAGGGGAAUUCAGUGAUUCUCGGGAGCACCCGGAAUGACCCACAUACCUAACACAGGUCUGGAGACCAGUCAUUGCACUAGCAGGG
This is a messenger RNA of Mauremys mutica (yellowpond turtle), 1723 nucleotides long. RefSeq names its product natural killer cell receptor 2B4-like. The transcript is spliced from 3 exons. The record is from RefSeq and is a predicted model, not a curated record. NCBI's taxonomy places the organism in Eukaryota, Metazoa, Chordata, Testudines, Geoemydidae. Gene Ontology annotation, biological process: natural killer cell activation involved in immune response. Bases 16 to 750 code for a protein of 244 amino acids. Gene Ontology annotation, cellular component: external side of plasma membrane. Gene Ontology annotation, molecular function: MHC class I protein binding.